Molecule: messenger RNA, 2403 nt
Organism: Priapulus caudatus
Lineage: Eukaryota; Metazoa; Priapulida; Priapulimorpha; Priapulimorphida; Priapulidae
Exons: 4
Coding region: 159-584 (141 amino acids)
Source: RefSeq, a predicted model, not a curated record
GUCAAUCACGUGGUGUGUUGAACAGGUAUGCAAUUUGAAUUGCUGCGUCUGGGCUGUAAUGUGUUUGUGUGUGUUCUACAUUCUACACGCGUUCGCAAAUCGUGUCGUAGAGUCGAGUAUUCUAGCGGACUCCUUCAUUUUUGGCCUGCCUGACUGUGAUGGGAUCCGGCCCAACAGUGCUGCUUCUCUUAGGACUGAUACAUAGUGGACGAUCAUUGAACUGCUUCGUUUGUGCCGAUCAGGAGGAUAACCAUGAUAAAUGCAUCAAGACCGUGCUAACAUGCAGACUUAAUGAAGAUAAAUGCAUCUCUAACAUCGAAUGGAAUUUUGUUCCAGACUGGCGACAGGUGACGGUGAGACAGUAUUACAUUAGUAAAGGUUGUUCGACGACAACGGGGUGCGAUGUGCGUCUUAACGCGACUAGAGAUCGCUGUCAUCGCAAGUGGUACAACGCCUGGGAGUGCAUGGAAUGCUGCAGUGGAGACCUCUGCAACUACUACGUAACGCUUGGUGCAAUAUCAACCCGGCUUAGCAUACUGACGGGUUGCCUAUGUCUCGUUUUUUCGUCGUUCUGCGCAACGUGACGCAAUAUUUUCGUGAUGCGCGCAUGCGCGUUCGAUAGUCCAUGACACUCGGCGCGUGACUAACAUCCUUCAGACAUGCAUAGCGUGUGUUGAAUACUUGCGUCCUUAGACGCAACUUUCGAUCAUUGAAGCAAGCUUCAAUAGCACACUUGAAAUUCGCCAGUGAGUAUGAACUAAAAGGCAGGAGGGCGGUAAAACUCGGCGAAGUGUUAUUAGCUGGUUGAGAUUUUUUAAAUCUUGAUGUACGAGCAAAAUCCGAGGGAUUUUGCACUUGGUGCCCGAUAUCUAACGAUUCAUGACAUCAGGGGGGAAUAAUCACAAAUUAUUCAUUCAAAUAUUCAUUGUCAUUAUUCACUUCUGAUAAAUUUGAAACAGUAUAAGUACUUGCGCAUUAAUAAACGAUUAUGUGACAAUUCGGAGCGCCCCUGUGUUUACAGAUUACUUGCAAUUGUGCAUGCGCAUGCACUGGAACAUCUGCCUCGUUCAUACGAUAUUGAGUGAUAAAUAAUAUAGGUAAUGGCAAGUGGGCAUCAACAUUGUGUCAAGAGACGCGACCAGAAUUUACCAAAUAUUGCGGGUGUGCAGUUUGUGCGAAACCCGUCCGACCGCUGGAACAAUGCCAGUUAGUUGUGAGGUGUGGCAAGAUUGUGCAAUGAUAAAUUUUUAUAUAACAGCUUCACCUGACGAUCAACGCAAUAGAUUGCUGUUAGUCCUAUUUGCCCCGGGCGAAAUAUGAGACUAUGACAUGAUAACAUGCUCUAUGUAUAACAUGAGAUAUAAUAUGAUAUGAUCAUAUGAUGAUAGAUAUAUAUAUGAUGCCCUAUGAUGCAGGUUUUACCCUCUGCGUGGGGCAUACAUGCGUUUUAUAUAAUGUUUUCUGUCUUGUACAAAGUUGCCCAGUCCCUAAAAUUUUACAACUUUACAGAAUUUUAAGCCAUGUACAGAUAUGCGUGAAAUCGUAUUGGCGUGCACAAAGUCUAUCCAUUAAAUAUUUAGUCUGUUUAUUAUAACACUACUUUGAAAAUUUUAAGCAUAUUGCCUGCAUAUUAUAUAUUCCGACUGUUUAUUUCUACUUAUAUUUCCCUGUAUAGCACAGUUUCGUUAUUUCAAACACCUUCACAUUUAAGGGACUUUUUCAAACUCAACGACGUACACAUACGGAUACUAGAAAAUCAAGCGUAUAGUUUAUUCAGGUGUUUCGGCGAGUCGUUCGUAGAAUCAUCAUAAGUACUUCAUACGAUCGUGAGUCUAGAAUCUCAAAACUUUUGCACAAAACUCGUAUAUGUAAAUCAUGUACUACUACAUAUAAAUACUCAAAGCAUAUUCAAAAUGCUAUGAUGUUUAGACUUGCGAUGUCAGAUAGCUAUUCGUGGUAUUUCCCACGGCGGGAGACCCUUAUCUAGAUAUAUUUCAACUUUUCGCAUUGUACAUUUAACUGUCCGCGUCCGAUUUCAAUUAAACAUCUAUGCGUUUGUCGGUCCUGAGCACAUUUACAAUAGAGUGUCUUGUUUAGGGGGAGGUUCGUAAUUUUGCUGCCAGUGCCACCCCAUCCCGAUGCAUUCGUGAUUCGGUAUAUGAUACAUGAUUUCGUACAUUGAUAUGGAUUACAUUCUUCGUCAGUCUUUGAGUGUAAAUGCAUGGUUGGAUUGAGUCGUUGAAUCCUAGGUGUGUAUUUAUAAUACCCGUGACAGUAUUAUUUUAUUCUCACUGUUCUAUGUACAAUUGAGCGUUGCGUUUUACUCGUCCUGAAAUCGUUCGCAUAUUGUCGUUCGUUUAAAGUAGUGCAAUAAAUUUAUUGUUUACCUUGUAAGAUUAAAAA